CUUAUCUCGGCGCCGGAGCCCACGACCGCUUCCCCGCUCACCACCCCAACCCCGAAAUAUCCCCCAAUUCCGACGCGACCGCGGAACCCUAGCCCCCCGGCAAUCUUCGCUGGACCCGGAGAGCCGCUCCGGCGCCAUGGCAUCCCCGGAAGGAUCAAACUGGGUAUUCGACUGCCCCCUCAUGGACGACCUUGCUGCCGCCGACUUCGCCGCGGCAUCCGCAGGAGGCUUCUACUGGACCCCGCCGAUGCAGCCGCAGAUGCACACUCUUGCGCAGGCCGUCUCCGCCACCCCGGCUCCCAAUCCCUGUGCUGAAAUCAAUAGCUCUGUUUCGGUGGACUGGGACCAUGCCAAAGGACAACCGAAAAAUAAACGUCCUAGGUCAGAAACUGGUGCUCAACCUAGCUCCAAAGCAUGCAGGGAGAAAGUGAGAAGGGACAAGCUAAACGAGAGGUUCUUGGAAUUGGGUGCUGUCUUGGAUCCGGGGAAAACACCUAAAAUCGACAAAUGUGCUAUAUUAAAUGAUGCUAUCCGUGCGGUAACUGAAUUGCGUAGUGAAGCAGAGAAGUUGAAGGAUUCCAAUGAGUCUCUCCAAGAGAAGAUUAGAGAGCUAAAGGCUGAGAAGAAUGAGCUACGAGAUGAGAAGCAAAAGUUGAAGGCGGAGAAAGAGAGCCUGGAGCAGCAGAUUAAGUUCAUGAAUGCCCGUCAGAGCCUCGUACCACACCCUUCUGUCAUCCCAGCUGCUGCAUUCGCUGCCGCCCAAGGCCAAGCGGCAGGGCACAAGCUGAUGAUGCCUGUGAUGAGCUACCCAGGAUUUCCCAUGUGGCAGUUCAUGCCGCCUUCAGAUGUUGAUACCUCCGAUGACCCCAAGUCAUGCCCUCCGGUUGCAUAAGCCAGCAAAAAUCAUUUGCCUCAUCUAUCUCAUGGGGAAGGAUGGCUAAAAAGCCGUCCGUUAAAGUAUAUCUUAGUCGUCAGUGUUACUAUGCAGAAGCCGUUUAGUGUUACUAUAUGUAGUUAAAUCAAGAACCGAACUGAAGCGUCGUCGUUGUAUCACCCGGGAACAUUUGAUUAUCUUGUGAAACCGUUGUAUAUUGUUAGUAAAUAAAUACCAUCCGUUGAAGCAAAUGGCGCUUGGACGCCAUAGCAUUA
Molecule: messenger RNA, 1149 nt
Organism: Aegilops tauschii subsp. strangulata
Lineage: Eukaryota; Viridiplantae; Streptophyta; Magnoliopsida; Poales; Poaceae
Product: transcription factor ILR3
Biological process (GO): intracellular iron ion homeostasis; regulation of DNA-templated transcription
Molecular function (GO): protein dimerization activity; DNA-binding transcription factor activity
Source: RefSeq, a predicted model, not a curated record